This is a messenger RNA of Punica granatum (pomegranate), 6892 nucleotides long. The record is from RefSeq and is a predicted model, not a curated record. NCBI's taxonomy places the organism in Eukaryota, Viridiplantae, Streptophyta, Magnoliopsida, Myrtales, Lythraceae.
GUCCCUUAAAAGUGCCAGCACUCCAAUUAUUGGAGUUUCCAAUCUAUUUGUCAUGUUCAUCUAUUUCAGCCAUUUCUAACUGAGAAAGAAAGCAAGAAGUUCAUUCUCCAUUUCUCUGCCAUCUUCAGUUUGCAAAAAAUUCUCCGAAGCUCUGUUAUUUCCAGUGUUCAUUUUGUUCAUAAAAAAAAAAAUCUUCUUCUUUGGGAAAAGUUAUCUGAAACUCGCUUAUUUCAAUUUCAAGUGUUAAAAAUAAACUUCUUUGAUAAGGCAUACUCCUGAGUGUUCCAAGUUCUUGCUCUUUUGGUGUUAUUGUUUGUUGUUCUUUGGAGUUUCUUCUUCGACCCUUUACAAAAAAAAAAAAGAAAGAAAGAAAGAAAGAAAAGAGGAACGAUUCUCCUAUUUGUUCUUCUAAAAAGAAACUCAAAAAAAAAAUGGCUUCUGUUGAUUCAGCUGUUUCAAUUGCUGUCGAAAUUGCAAAAUGCUUGAUUGUGCCCGUUGGACGUCAGUUUGGUUAUGCAUUAUUCUACAGGAAGAACAUCCAGGCUCUCAAAAGUGAAGUUGACAAGCUUCGUGAUGCCAGAAUCGGUUUUGAGAACCGACGAAGUGCUGCUGAACGUGACGGAGAAAUUGUCGAAAACGAGGUCGUGAAGUGGCUCGACAAAGUUAAAGGCUGAAGAGGAGAAAGUGAACGACCAGUUAAAGGACUGGGAUGUUGCAAUAAAGAGAUGUUUCAACGGAUGGAUCCCCAACCCGAAGACCCGCUACUUGAUUGGUCGAAAGGUGAAGAAAACUAUGCUGGCUAUCCAGGAACUUCGAGGAGAAGGCAACUUUGAAGUUAUUUGCCAUCCUGAUGUGCCAGAAGGGGCUGUUGUCGAUCCAACCACGAAUCAGGGACGUCGAGGAGAAGGCAAUCCUGUGCCAGAAGGAGCUGUCACCACAGUGCCAGAAGGAGCUGUCACCACAAUGCCAGAACAAAAACCAGUGCCAGAAGGUGAAGAUGCGCCACCAGUUGAAGGGGAUGUCAUCGACCCAACCAUGAAACAGGACUAUGUGUUUGAUUCAAGGACUUCUCUCUUGAAGCUUGUCGUGGAAUCUCUAGUGGAUGCUGACAUCAAUGUGGUCGGAGUUUAUGGCCCAGGAGGUGUGGGUAAGUCCACACUAAUGAAACAAGUUGUGAAUCGCGUUAGGGCGGAGAAGCUGUUUGAUGAGGUAGCAAUGGCGACAGUAUCCGCAAAUCCGGACCUGAAGAGAAUUCAGGGAGAAAUCUCGGACAUGUUGGGUUUAAAGUUCAAAGUCGAAAGUGUCCAUGGAAGAGGAUUCCAACUGAGGAGUAGGUUAGAAAAAUCUCAGUCUCAGAACAAAAAGGUCCUCGUAAUCUUGGAUGAUCUCUGGAAAGAGCUUGACCUGGAAGAGGUGGGAAUCCCUCGCAUCAAGGGAGUCAAAUUGCUGCUCACGUCUAGAAACCAAGAUGUGUUAUCUAGUAAAAUGGGUUCACAACGAAACUUUCAGGUUGAAGGUCUAAAAGACACUGAACCAUGGAAGUUAUUCAGAACGAUGGUGGGCGACAUAGCAGAUGAUCCCAAGGUGAAACCCAUAGCAGAGGAAGUGGUUGAGAAAUGCGUUGGUUUGCCCAUUCUACUAAAGGCGCUUGCAACCACGUUGAAGAAUAGCAACCAUUCUCAGUGGGAGGAUGCAUUGGAGCAACUCAGACGAUCGAAGGAUGUUUAUUCAAGUCUAGAGCUGAGUUACAACAACUUAGAAAGCGACGAACUCAAAACUCUGUUCCUUAUCUGUUCCUCAUUGGGCAAAGGACAUGUAUUGCUCGAUGAUAUACUCGUAUACACUGUGGGUUUGGGUCUUUUUGAAGGUAUCCCCACAAUGAAAAGAGCAAGAGAGAGACUAAAUGUGUUGCUCCACAACCUUCAAGCUUCCUCACUUUUGCUAGAGUAUGACGACAGUGAUUAUGUCCGGAUUCAUGACAUAGUUCGUGAAGUAGCCACCAUUAUUGCGUCAAGAGAUCGGCACAUAUUGGUGAUUAAUAGUGACUACAGAUUGGAAGAAUUGCCAAGGGAAAAGAUCAAGCAGAGUAGUGUAAUAUCCCUGCCUUGGGUUGAUGUUCCCGAGCUUCCCACAGGAUUGCAAUGUCCAGAACUGAAGAUGUUUCUAUUUUUUGCGGAAAACAAUUCUUCCAGAGUCCCCGAUUCAUUUUUUGAAGGUAUGGGUGAACUUCGGGUCUUGGAUUUCUCCUGUUUAUCCUUUAAUUCGUUACCUUCAUCCAUGCAAUUCUUAGACAACCUUAGAACCUUGUGUGUUGACUGGUGGUCGGACGUGGAUGAUGUCACCGUUAUUGGGAAACUAAAACGACUACAGGUUCUGACCUUCAGGGGUUCUGGCAUUACUCGCUUACCAAAAGAAAUAGCACAAUUAAGUGAGCUGAGAAUAUUAGACCUGAGCAACUGCUCAAAGCUCGAGAAGAUUGAACCCGGUGUGCUGAAAUGCUUAGCUCGGUUAGAAGAGUUGAAGAUGGAAAAUAGUUUCACCAAAUGGGAGAAUGAGGGAGCAACAGAACGGAGUAAUGCCAGGCUCGCCGAGCUGAAUAAUAUGCCUAAACUAAGUAGUUUAGACAUUCUUAUCCCCGAUGCCACCUUGCUCCCGGAGGACCUGCCAAUUGGAAAUCUGUUCAAUUACAGAGUACUUGUAGGUGAUGAUUGGGAUUGGUCCAGCGACCAUAAAGAAUCAAGAACUUUGAAGCUCAAGCUGGACUCCCGAAAAACUCUCCUGGAAAAGUGGCUUCAGGCUACUCUCCCAAGGACUCAUGACUUGUAUUUAGAUGGAUUGAGAGGAAUCCAGAAAAGCAUUCAUGAGUUGAGCAUAGAAGGGUUUCAAGAGUUGAAGCAUCUUCAAGUGCAGAGCAGUCCCUUAGUCCAAUAUGUUAUUCGCUCAACAAAAUGGCUGCCAUGCUCUGCUUUCCCUAUGUUGGAAUCAUUAAUUCUUGAGAACUUGGUUAACUUGGAAAAGAUCAGUCAUGGCCAUCUCGCUCUCGAUUCCUUCAGCAAACUGAAAGUUAUAAAGGUCAGAAAAUGUGGAAAGCUUAAGAAUUUGUUUUGCCAUUCUCAGAUGAAGUGCUUCUCACAACUUGAAGAGAUAGACAUAAGUGCAUGUGAAAUGUUUAGGGAGAUCGUUGAGGAUGUAGGAGUGGAGAAUGAUGAAGACGAAGCGAUGGGGAAUGCAAAAGUUGAGAUGCCUAAUUUACGCCGGUUAACACUACAGAGCCUACCAGAGGUUAUGAGCUUGGGUAACAAAGUAUACAAUCCAUCAUAUCUAUCAGCAGGGAUUAAUUCAGAGAUUACGCUAGCGGAUGAUAUAAUCCAUCAUUUCUAUCCUAUCUCGCUUCCCUGCUUGGAGGCCUUGGAAUUAUCCCAACUACCCAAGUUGGAUGAGAUAUGGUGGAGGGACACGUUGCUGGAGCUAGAAAAUUUACGAGCUCUAAUGCUGAAGGAUUGUGGGAACCUCUCGAGCAUUUUCGAUUUCCAUUCACUAACAAAGCUUAGGAAUUUGGAAUCAUUAACUAUUGAAAGUUGCAUGACAGUGAAACAAGUUUUCGACCUGGAGGAGCUGAACCCUGAUGCAAAUGUCAGAAUACUCCCACAGUUGCGUGAAAUGGAAUUGGUCGAUUUGCCUGAUUUGAGGUGCAUGUGGAGUGGCAACCCUAAGGGAGUGUUUCAACUGCGAAACUUGAACUCUCUGAAGGUCACGAAAUGUAACAGCUUGAGUUAUCUCUUUCCUUUGUCUGCUGCAAAAGCUCUUAAGCAGAUCAAAGAAAUAGAAAUUGCUGAAUGUCUGAUGAUGGAGGCCAUCAUUAUUAUGAAGAAAGAGGAAGGACAAGCGACGGAGACUCUCGUGUUCCAAUCUUUAUCCUCCAUAAUUCUUGAGAAAAUGUCGCAUUUGGCAGCUUUUGCACUGGGAAAGUACUCAAUCAGUUUUCCUCAUCUGAAAGUGUUGAAGAUUGAAGAAUGCCCAAGAAUGAAAGCAUUCUCUCUGCAAGACUACUCAGUGCCAAGUGAAGGGGGUGCGCAUCUGAGGGAGGAGAACGCCGCAGCAGUGACUUCUCUAUCCUUCUUCAGUCGAAAGGAGCUCCUUCCAAGCUUGGAGGACUUGCAGCUUGUUUCAAUGGACAGCUUCAAAACCAUCUGGCACAACGAAGACCUGAUUUCCGAGGCAUCCUCCUUUCGCCGGCUCAGAUACACGCAUAUCAGAGACUGCAAAAACCUGACAACAGUUUUCCCGUCAGCUUUGGUAGAGAGGUUCCAGAAUAAUCUGAAAAAAGCUGCAAUAUACGGCUGUCCCUCGGUGGAAUUAAUAUUUGAAACAGCUGCUGGGGCGGAGAAGAAGAAAUGCAACCCUGCUGCGGUGAUGCUCCAUGAAUUAGAAGACCUGCUGUUAGAUGAUCUGCCAAAGCUGAAACACGUGUUGGAUUGCGACUCCCAUGCACUUGUGGGCUUUCCUAACCUGGAGAAAAUCUAUGUUGAAGGAUGUCACAGCCUUACUUAUUUCCUACCAUUUGCCAUGGCUAGAAAUCUUCUGAAACUGAAGUCAUUAUCUUUGGGUAAGAGCAACAACAUGCUGGAAGUUGUUGCCAACGUUGACGGAGGAGGUGGACAUGAUGCGUCGGAUCCCAUCUCCUUCCCCCGUCUAAAACUUUUGCAGCUGUGGGGCCUUAAAAGUCUGAUUAGUUUCUCUUCAGGAAGUUGUGCAUUUGAUUUUCCUUCCCUGGAAGAUCUUUAUAUUGAUCAGUGUAAUAAUUUGAAGACAUUUAUCAUGAGGCCUGCAACAACAAGCGAUCAUGAGUUGAUGAAGUUGAAUCGGAGAUUUGAAGAUGAUUUUAGUGCAGCAGCAACUGUAGGAACUCUCUCCCAACCUCUCUUCGAUGAGAAGGUUGAAUUUCCAAGAUUGGAGAAAAUAGAUCUUGAGGGUUUGGGGAAUCUGCUGAAGCUGUGGGAUGAUGAGCUUCCUUUAGGUUCCUUUUGCAAACUGCAGUCACUGAGCAUUAUGGAUUGCAAAAAUCUGCCAGCUAUCUUCCAAUCUAACGUCAUCGGAAGCUUCCUGAAGCUGGAGACACUACAAGUGGAAGACUGUGAUUCACUAGAAGAGAUAUUUCGUUUGCAAGGAAAAGAUUCAGCAGAAAUAUCUGUUCCAUUGAGAGAACUGAAGAUGGUUGGACUUCCUAGAAUGAAGCGUGUAUGGAAUAGAGAUCCUCAGGGAAGUCUCACCUUUGCUAAACUAGAGCGAGUAGAGGCUGAACGAUGCGGGAAACUUGAGUACCUAUUUCCAUCCUCAGUGGCCAGAGGUCUGUUGCAGCUUCAGGAGAUUGACAUCCUUAACUGCGCGGUCCUGGAGGAACUCGUCGCUAGAGGAGAAGUAUUAGAAGAAGAUGCGACUCUUCCUCCUGAGGAUCAGCUUCUUUUUCCACGGCUAAUCUCAUUAAAAUUCAGGAUACUGCCAAACCUGAAGAGACUUUUCCCUGUUAACUAUAGUAUGGAGUGGUCAUUGUUGAAGAAUUUAUAUGCAUAUGAGUGUGGCAAACUGAAGAUAUUUGCAUCUGAAUUACGACCAAGAAGUGAAGAAGACGAUACUGAUUCUCAACAAGCCCUCAUAUCCAUUGAACAGGUGAUCCCCAACUUGGAGUCAUUGGGUUUGGGCAGUGAGGAUGUUUUGACAAUACAGGAUAGUGAUUUUCCCGAUGACAUCUUCCGCAACCUCAAAACACUUUGCUUGGCAUCGAUUCGGGAGGGAUCAGCUGGUUUUCCAUCCAGAUUCCUUCUCGACAGGUUCCCAGAUCUAGAAAUAGAAAUUCUUGUUCUGUUUAAUUAUUUGUCUGAGGAGAUAUUCCCAGAUGAAGCGCUCGGUCCUCUGGGAACUAUAAUUUCAUAUAAAGAUGGAUAUUCCAAUGGUGGAAAGUAUUCAAAGGCGCUAGGGAAGUUGAGAGAACUUUCAUUGGUGGAACUGUCCAACUUGAGGUAUGUUUGGAAAGAAGGCUCCUUAGCCGCCGAGAUUCUCAAGAGAAUUAAUUCUUUGUAUAUACGGAGGUGUCACUGUCUGAAGACUCUACUCCCAGCAGCCUCUGCUUCUUUCAAGAACUUGACGGGGUUGUAUAUAGAGAAGUGUUAUGGACUGAUGUACUUGAUGACAACUUCAGCAGCUCAAGCUCUACCGAAACUGGCCAAUAUGACCAUAAGAGACUGCGAAGCGAUCAGAGAAGUAAUAGCUGCUAAUGAUAGCGAAGCAAGUGUAGAGAUUUCUUUCCCGCAGCUCGGGUACCUGGCACUUGACAAACUUCCGAGCCUCACAUGCUUCUCCUCAGCAAGUUGCAGCAUCACAUUUCCCUCCUUAGAAGAUACUUCCGUCCAAGAGUGCCCCAGUAUGAAGUUUUUCUCUUCUGGUGCCGUAUCAACACCAAAGUUAUACCAAGUAAAGAGUUCCUAUGUUUUGGUGUGGUUUAAUGAUCUGAAUACAACCAUACAGAAGUUAUAUUCCGAUUCUGGUUCAGACAGCUGAAACCUUUGGCCACCGUUGAUGGAAAGCUCAGGCAUGGAGGCUCAUGGCCUGAAAGAGGACUCGAAGAAAAAGAACCCAAGCUGGACGGCAUCAAGAGUGGACUGAAUUUUGUGCGGUGACCUGAUGUGUGACCCGAAAUUCUAUAGGUUUUGUAAAGCAAAACACCAUCCAAAGUUAGAAUUCUGUGGUGGAAGCGAAGGGCUUGGGCACUACAUGUUUUUAGAAAGAGAAAGAGUUAAUGAGCCAUGUGGAGAAUUGUCUGUAUGAGGCUUUCUGUAUUUGUACUCCGCUGUUACAGCAAUAAUAAGAAAACAGUCGAACAUCCUUUGCCCGUAGA